AUGUUGAAGUUGAAAAAGGUGGUGUUGUCUGCUUUAUUCGCCGUUGUCUUAGCUCGUCCUGGCUUAUAUGAAUCCACCGUAUAUUCAGCUCCAGCUUAUGCCUCGGUUGCCGUACAAGAACAUGGUUACGCCCAUGUUGGUUCCAUUGUCAAAUCUGUGCCUUCAGCUGUCUCCCAUCAAAGUCAAUCGGUGGUCCAUAGUUCUGCUCAUGUGGUAGAAGAUGUUUUGGCUCCUGCUGUUAAGAGCACUUUGUAUUCAACAAAAUCUUUAGUUGCUCCCCAGGUUGAAACUUAUGUGGCUGCACCCACUUAUGUUAAAUCUUAUGCUGCUCCUUCGGUUGUUUACAAAACUUAUGCCCAAGCCGCUCCUGUUUUGUACAAAUCCUGGUAAUGAGGAGGAAGACUAAAGUUUUUUGUUAUAUGAUUUUGUUAACGAUUAUAAAUGAAUAAAAUAUUGUUUAAAAUAUA
Messenger RNA from Calliphora vicina (urban bluebottle blowfly), 467 nucleotides. RefSeq lists its product as uncharacterized. Bases 1 to 390 code for a protein of 129 amino acids. Lineage: Eukaryota; Metazoa; Arthropoda; Insecta; Diptera; Calliphoridae. The transcript is spliced from 2 exons. The record is from RefSeq and is a predicted model, not a curated record.